AUGCCGCAGAAUCGACCGUUUCAACAAAGAUACGACCGUCAUGGGAGACCAUUCGGUGAGAGAAUCUCAGCAGCUGCACCUAGCCCAACGGGACCGAGGAAUAAGUUAGCCCCCCCAGCUAAACCUGCUAUUCAGACUGCAGCAAAUGAGAUCUCUGCGCCCCCAAAUGAGCAGAGAGAACAUGCUUACUACUCCCCACCAUACUCAAGGCGCCGUCUGCAUCAAAAUGGAGGAGAGCAUCGACAGGAGGAUAGAGACAACCAUCGUAACUCCCCGAGACUUCAGUGGAAAGCCAAAUCCACACUAGCGGAUCAGGAAGCAACCUCGCAACGAAGGAAUAGCCACUCACCCAGGCCCUCUUUAGGACGUAAUUUAGACAGGACGGACUUCCCACCACUCAAUGAAGGCAUAACAAACGCAACUACAGUCGGAGCAACAAACAGCCGAUCAUCUCACCCCCAAUGGAGAACAAAACCAUCAGUUCCAGAUCAUGAAGCAACAGCUCAACGAUCACAAAAGGGCGCCUCCAGACAACAUUCAGAACAGGUCCUGGUCGCGAAUAAUGUCUUGACGCCCCCGAACAUUCCAUCUAGAGAAAAGGUGAUGGAAGAGCUGAGAGAAGUUACUCUACAGUAUCUGAACGUCGACGACCCAACAGAGAGGGCAGCUAGACAACAACGAGUGAUGCAAAGCGAACUGGACGGUACAGUGGAAGAAACCGCAGCGAAUAUUAUCCAAGCUUCAACCAACGCGGCUCUCGCAUCCCCAGCACCUACUAACCACCAGGAUACGGCCCUUUUUUCUCAGACAACAAGUCCCAGUAAUGGGGGUGUAAACCCAAAAUCUGAACCAGCUACAAACCUCGCCGGGAACUUCCAAAGCCCAAGCGCCAAAACCCGCAAGGAAGCAGAGAAGAACUACCGCCUCCACAGCUCCGCCAAUUACACUGAUCCCGCCAGUAGCAAAACCGCAGAUGGAUUUUCAUCUGCGAAAUCGCUAUCUUCCUUAGCAAUGCUAAGCUGGAACUGUCGUGGACUGGGGAACCCCACGACAGUUCAGCGGAUCAAGGAGCUUAAUCAACAAGCUUCCCUUGAUAUAAUCUUCCUCAUGGAAACAAAGAAUCUGGAUGCCUUCGUACUGCAAGAGCUUGACUUCCUUGGGGCAGAGCAUAGACAUUUGGUUCCCCCGGAGAGGCCGAAUAGUGGCGGACUUGCCCUCUUUUGGAAGCAAGACAUAGAUUUACAGAUUCUCUCUUCAUCCAAGAAUGUAAUAGAUACUAUCAUUAAUCAUAAAGGGUCAUCUUUCUUUGCAACCUUUGUCUAUGGAGAUCCUGAAACACAACACCGGUUUAUGGUAUGGGACCUCCUUAUAUCACUCUCCCUAUCACGAAACUCUGCAUGGAUAUUAGCCGGAGAUUUUAACGAGAUCAUAGACAACAGCGAGAAAUCUGGCGGACCGGAGAGAGCAGAAGGCUCGUUUGGAGCCUUUCGGAAUAUGCUUUCCAAUUGCAACCUAUUCGACCUCAAACACACGGGCAUCUCUUUAUCGUGGAGAGGGCGUCGACGAACUCACCUUGUAUUCUGUCGGCUCGACAGGGUCCUAGUUAACCCAGCAUGGUCAGACUGUUUUCCUACGGGCAGAUGCCAUUACCUGAAUUUUGAUACGUCAGACCACAGACCAGUGAUCACGGUCUUUGACUCAGCAAAGCGACGCAAGAACCGGCUAUUCAGGUAUGACCGCAGAUUGAAAGAUAACGCUGAGGUUAGAAAUCUAAUUGCUGAAGUCUGGAAUGCUGAUCCCAACUUAUCCAUGGACGCGAAGCUUUCGCGAUGCCGCAAAGCUAUCGCAACGUGGUCUAGAGAACAGUCUUUCAACAGCAAAGAAGCUAUAAAUCAGUUAAAGCUGAGCCUAGAAACGGCCAUGAUCGACCCCCAGGGAGAUGAUUCCAUCAUCACAUCUCUUAACGCCAAGCUUCACAUUGCAUACAGAGAUGAAGAAGAAUUUUGGCGGCAACGCAGCAGAAUUAUGUGGCUCUCUGCAGGGGAUAAAAAUUUGGGGUUCUUCCAUGCGAUGGCCAAGGGACGCAGAGCACGCAACAGGAUGUCAGUCAUAGAGGAUUCUGAGGGAAAGGCUUUCUUCGAAGAGGAUCAAAUUGCAGACCAGAUUUCUUCUUAUUUCAAUGCCAUGUUCACUUCAGAAAACCAUGGCGGGCCCUCAGACUUGACGAAGGACAUUGUGCACUCAGCAUUCAAACCGAGCCUCUCAGGUGAAGUGAAUCAGAGCCUCGGUACAACUCCAGAGGCUGACGAGAUCAAACAUGCCCUCUUCUUUAUCCAUCCGGACAAGGCUUCGGGACCGGAUGGAUUCUCCGCGAGCUUUUUCCAUUCAAAUUGGAACACAAUCGGACAGUCACUUAUUACGGAGGUGCAGGCUUUCUUCAGGACAGGGGUUAUGCCACCAACAACAAACGUCACCUAUAUUAGACUGAUACCGAAGAUCACAGGUGCGAAGAGUGUAGCUGACUACCGGCCAAUAGCGCUGUGUAACGUCACAUACAAAGUCAUCACCAAGAUUAUUUCACUCCGUAUCAAAGCUACCCUUCAAGGAAUCAUCUGGGAAACGCAAUCAGCCUUUGUACCCGGUCGAGCUAUCUCCGACAAUGUACUCAUUACUCAUGAGAUCCUCCAUACUCUUAAAAACUCCGAGGCUGUGGUGAAUUGCUCUAUGGCGGUCAAGACUGAUAUGAGUAAAGCUUAUGAUCGGUUAGAGUGGAAUUUCAUCGAGACGGUGCUACUAAGAUUCGGGUUUGCGUCUCAUCUGGUCGCCUUAAUCAUGCAAUGCGUUACAUCAGUGACAUACUCCUUCCUAGUUAACGACUCUGUUCAUGGAAGAGUGAUACCGUCAAGAGGCAUUCGACAAGGCGACCCGCUAUCCCCGUAUCUCUUCAUUCUUUGUGGAGAGAUCCUUUCCGGUUUGUGCAAACGAGCUCAAAGAAGCGGUCAUCUAGCCGGUCUCAGAAUUUCUAUACCAGCCCCCCGACUGAAUCAUCUCUUGUUUGCGGAUGAUACCAUGUUCUUCCUCAAUACAGAUGAAGAGAGCUGCUCGGCACUGAUGCAUAUCCUUGAACAGUACAAGAUGGCGUCGGGCCAAUUGAUCAAUGCUACGAAAUCCUCCAUCACCUUCUCAGCCAAGACCCCGCAGAAGCAAAGCGGCUUCUUGGGCUACACGUCGCCUAUCAAGCGCUGGCAAACUGGUUAUGUUGAAGUCUGUACUUACAGCGGUUCCUUCUUUCUCUAUGACGUGCUUCCUCCUUCCUAUGAGCUUAUGCGAUCAAAUCCAAUCCACUCUAACGAGAUUUGGGUGGCUUGGGAGAAGCUUAUCAAGCCUAAAGCUCACGGAGGGUUAGGUAUUAGAGAUAUUCAGGCCUUCAAAAAGGCACUGCUGGCCAAACAAACUUGGCGGAUCAUCACAAAACCCGACUGCCUGCUGUCCCGCAUACUAAGAGGCAAAUACUGUACUAACGCUUCUUUCCUCCAGGUUUCUGAAACAAAGACAAUGUCGCACGGAUGGAGGAGCAUCAUUGCGGGUAGAGAUCUAUUGGUUACCCGACUGGGUAAGGUCAUAGGGAAUGGGGAAGGAACACGGGUCUGGAAGGACCCUUGGCUAAGACUUGAUCACCCUACUGUCCCGUUUGGACCAGUAAAAGAAAGCGACCAAGAUUUGUUUGUAUCUGAUCUCAUCUGCAGAGGAAGUGGAGAAUGGAAUAUCAACCAAAUAACAAGCAUUAUGCCACAUCUUCUUCCUGAGAUCCUCUGUAUCAGACCAAGUAUUACGGGAGCACCUGAUUUUUAUGCGUGGCUAGAUUCAAAGACAGGAGUAUACUCGGUUAAGUCUGGGUACUUCGUAGCAGCCUCUAUGAUCCAGGUUGAGGACAACGAAGCCACUGAAGCUCAACGAAUUACGGAGCAAGCGUUAAACAAAGGCAUCUGGACCUGCAAGACCUCCCCAAAGCUUCAUCUAUUCUUAUGGAAGAUAUUCCAUGGAGCCCUGCCGCUGGGAGAAAAUCUAGCAAAACGGGGAAUGCUUACCAACAUUUCUUGUAGACGCUGUGGUGAACUAGAGACGGCGGAUCACAUCUUCCUCCACUGUGCGUUCACACGUCGAAUCUGGUCAGCAAGUAUCUGGAGAAACGAGUUCAUACUGACAGAUACAUCUACUCUUGCAACAAUUUUUCUGGAGUCAGCGAACUACAUCAACCUUCCGCCAUUAGGAAUCAAAGAAACGAUCUUCCCAUGGAUUUGCUGGGCAAUUUGGACAGCAAGGAACUACCUUAUCUUCGAGAACAGGAAUUUUGAACCUAUUGAUAUUCUCUCCAAAGCCAUUGCUAACGCCCGGGAAUGGAAUGCAGCGCAACUACCAGGCCUUGAUCCUCCUAUCGCACGGAAUCCUCGAUUACCACCGACACUCACGAUCACCACAGAACCGGCCUGCUUCACUGACGCAGCCUGGCACUCAUCCACGAACAGAGUAGGGUGUGGCUGGUAUAUCCUAACACCUGAGAAGACUAUCACUCUACAAGGCACCCGUAUGUUUGAACACAUCUCAUCACCUCUGAUGGCUGAAGCACUCGCCAUCCGGUCAGCCCUCCUCCACGCCCUCGACGCUGGAAUCACUUUAAUCUGCAUCAAGUCAGACUGUCAGGCACUCAUCAAUGCUCUCUCCUCGAAGUAUCACUCGGCGGAUAUCUACGGAAUCAUUCGGGACAUCGAGGCUCUAUCUUAUCGUUUUUCUCGCAUUUCUUUUAGUUUCAUUCCGCGAUCACAAAACUCUAUGGCUGAUACUUUAGCCAAAUCUGCUAUGUACUCUGCUUUCUCCAACUAG
Brassica napus (rape) is the source of this 4881-nucleotide messenger RNA. RefSeq lists its product as uncharacterized. The record is from RefSeq and is a predicted model, not a curated record. Lineage: Eukaryota; Viridiplantae; Streptophyta; Magnoliopsida; Brassicales; Brassicaceae. The coding region runs from base 1 to 4881 and encodes 1626 amino acids. The transcript has 3 exons. Gene Ontology annotation, molecular function: nucleic acid binding; RNA-DNA hybrid ribonuclease activity.